Drosophila melanogaster (fruit fly) is the source of this 2083-nucleotide messenger RNA. It is a transcript of the gene Df31, whose product is annotated as decondensation factor 31. Lineage: Eukaryota; Metazoa; Arthropoda; Insecta; Diptera; Drosophilidae. The record is from RefSeq and is marked reviewed. Bases 241 to 792 code for a protein of 183 amino acids. The transcript is spliced from 3 exons.
CUCUCUCAUUCGGCGUUUUUCUUUGUGACUGUGUGGACGUUCUUAAUUGUACGGCAAAAUCUCCAGCAACCAAGCUACUUUCUUAGCAAAGCUACUAAAGAGGAAACUAUAUUGAUAAAAUUUCGUUCUUUUAAAAUCUUUGUGCUGAUAUUUAAGGCGUGCUUGGUGAUCCAAAAACCCUCAGUUACAACGUGUUUUCUCGCUUCGCGUUUGAAAAGUAAUAUCUAACAGUAAUUCAAAAUGGCUGAUGUGGCUGAGCAAAAGAAUGAGACCCCUGUUGUCGAGAAGGUCGCAGCUGAGGAAGUUGAUGCUGUGAAGAAAGAUGCAGUUGCCGCCGAGGAGGUAGCAGCUGAGAAGGCGAGCAUCACAGAAAACGGUGGCGCCGAAGAGGAGAGCGUAGCCAAGGAGAACGGAGCCGCCGACAGCAGCGCGACCGAGCCCACCGACGCAGUCGAUGGUGAAAAGGCGUCUGAGCCCACUGUUUCUUUUGCCGCCGAUAAGGAUGAGAAGAAGGACGAGGAUAAAAAAGAGGAUUCCGCUGCCGAUGGGGAGGACACCAAAAAAGAGAGCAGCGAAGCUGUUCUACCUGCUGUCGAGAAUGGCUCCGAGGAGGUCACCAACGGUGACUCAACAGAUGCUCCCGCCAUUGAGGCUGUAAAGCGGAAGGUGGAUGAGGCUGCAGCCAAGGCAGAUGAGGCCGUCGCCACGCCGGAGAAAAAGGCUAAGCUUGAUGAGGCCAGCACAAAGGAUGAGGUUCAGAAUGGGGCCGAGGCUAGCGAAGUGGCCGCCUAAGGGAAUCGCCCGCGGAGCAGCAAACUCAGUAAUCUACUUAUUAAAUACUUACUAACACAAAAAAAGCAAAUCACAGAAAUUACGGUUCUACCGCCAGGAACCCGGACUGUAUCCAUUUUCCGCUCUUGUGAGCGGGUGAUACGUGGGUGGCUGCUUGGGUGGCGGGCGCAAUUCUCCAAUAACAAUCCGGCAAUGGGAGCGUAGUUUUAUAGCGUACCGGUUCUCUCUCUCUCUACUAACAAACAACCUACCAACCAACAAUACCGGCAACAAACGAAAACAAAAAAUCCAUUAUUAUUUAAAAACUUACUUAAAAUCUUAACUUUAAAGCAAAGUAUAUAUAUAUAUAAAGCGAAGGAUUAAGAGAACAAUAUUAAGCGAAAUUAAGAUGCGAGACCCUCUAUGUUUUAAGAAUAAAAGUUGUAAACAAAAGCGUCAAAUUUAAUAAUUGUAAAAAAAAAUACGAAGCGAAUGAAACAAAUUGCAAACAAAAUCUUUAAGUAAGAAAAACAUCAAAACAAUUACGGCAAAAUAACAUAUGUAAUCCUUUACAAUUUUUAAUUUUACAACCGUAUCUUAUUUUUGAGUAUGAAUAUUUAUAUCGAACAAAGUAAAACUAAAAAUUCAGUAAAAUGUAACAAAAAGCUGCCAGCAACAACCCCAGAAAAAUGUAUGCCAACCGGCUAAAAAAAUACUACCACAUAGAAACAAUAAAAAGUACGAAAAACAACUUUUACAGCAAUACUCUGAAAUGUUUAUUUUUAAAAUGCUUUCGAAAUCGUACCUUUUUUAUUUGUAAUCAAGGUACCACCUAUUUCACAUUCCCAAUUACAUUUUAUUUACUUGUCUAAGCCUACGAAAUAGUCUGCGACGAAACUCUCAUUAAUGUUCAAUGUUUAACAACGAUUUAAUGGGCAGGAAAGGUAAUGGCCAGUAAAUCCAGCAUUCAGCAAAAUCAAGAUUCGAGAUUAUUAAAAAAUAAAAUGAAACGUAAAAAUUAAAAUCAAACUGUAAGCGUAACUUUUAUUAAUUUGAGCAUGUUUGUAUUCGCACAAAUAACAGCUGUCGCCAAUAGUAGAAAUUAUUAUUUUCUUGGUAGGGUGCGGUCCAAGUACAUAUUAGUGGAAAGUAAACUAUUUUAGGUAAUAUGAUUUCGACACAGAACGUUACAAAUAGUAUUACUAUUUUGCCUACGGUAAGUUGUUUUUUUUUUUGUAUUUUUGGACUUUCGUUUAAUUUUAAUCAGAAAAUUUAAUAUUUGAUAAUCUCUUGACUCAUGACAUUAUAUCCC